GACGUUCCUCGACGCCAGGGGGAAGGCUGAGAAUGUGACACCCGCUGGAGUUCAGGAGCGGUGUACUCCGGCUGGCUGGGGAACGAAGCGGACCGUGUCCAAUGGAGCUCCAGGAAAAGAUCCCUGUGCCGAUUCGGACGGAGGUCGACCGGGACGUGUUUCUGCGAGAGGUCUGUCCAGAGCGCAGACCGGCCGUGCUGAGGGGUGUGUGCCUCGGACCGUGUCUGGAGAAGUGGACGGCUGAAUAUCUUGGCCAGAGGGGAGGGGACAAGGAAGUGAAGAUUCACGUAUCCACUGUGCCACAGAUGGACUUCCUUCGCAAAAACUUUGUGUACAAGACUCUGCCAUUCAGUGAAUUUGUGAAAAGGGCAUCGGAGAAAAAACACUCUGACUUUUUCUUGUGUGAGGAUGAGAGCUAUUAUCUUCGAUCAUUGGGAGAGGACGUCCGAAAGGAACCUGCGGAUCUGAGCAAACAGUUCCCAGACUUGGCAGCGGACUUUCAUAUCCCACACUUCUUUGAACCUGAUCAGUUUUUCUCCAGCGUCUUCCGAAUCAGCUCCUGUGGUCUGCAGCUGUGGACCCACUACGAUGUGAUGGAUAACCUGCUGGCUCAGGUGUCGGGGAUGAAGAGAGUGGUCCUCUACAGCCCCCAGGAUGCGUUGCACCUCUACCUGUCAGGUGAUAAGUCGGAGGUUGUGGACAUUGACGCCCCAGAUCUGAAACGGUUUCCUGAGUUUGUGAAGGCAAAGCGGUACGAGUGUGUGCUUGAGCCCGGAGAUCUGCUCUUUAUCCCUGCCCUGUGGUUCCAUAACACCACUGCGCUGCAGUUCGGUGUGGGUGUUAAUGUGUUCUGGCGCCAUCUACCUGCCGACAGCUACGACAAAAAGGACCCGUACGGCAACAAAGACCCAGUGGCUGCAACUCGAGCCUUCCAGGCACUGGAGAGGGCCCUGCACAUGCUGGAUGAACUUCCUGCAGAUUAUCGGGACUUUUAUGGGCGCCGCAUGGUUCAGCGCAUCCAAAAGCGGACACGCAGUGGCAGUCUGUCGGCAACAGGUACACAGGAGGACUCUGACCAUACGUUACCCAGCAGGCAAUUCACCAAACCUGGAUGAGUGUAUAGAGAAAUGUAGAGUAAGCAAUAAAAUAUCUAAGAAGCGUG
Molecule: messenger RNA, 1162 nt
Organism: Xiphias gladius (swordfish)
Lineage: Eukaryota; Metazoa; Chordata; Actinopteri; Istiophoriformes; Xiphiidae
Gene: tyw5
Product: tRNA-yW synthesizing protein 5
Exons: 9
Coding region: 102-1115 (337 amino acids)
Biological process (GO): wybutosine biosynthetic process
Molecular function (GO): tRNA binding; 2-oxoglutarate-dependent dioxygenase activity
Source: RefSeq, a predicted model, not a curated record